Salvelinus fontinalis (brook trout) is the source of this 4769-nucleotide messenger RNA. RefSeq names its product E3 ubiquitin-protein ligase Mdm2-like. Gene Ontology annotation, cellular component: nucleus. Gene Ontology annotation, biological process: negative regulation of apoptotic process; regulation of cell cycle. Gene Ontology annotation, molecular function: identical protein binding; ubiquitin protein ligase activity. The record is from RefSeq and is a predicted model, not a curated record. The transcript has 11 exons. NCBI's taxonomy places the organism in Eukaryota, Metazoa, Chordata, Actinopteri, Salmoniformes, Salmonidae. The coding region runs from base 728 to 2197 and encodes 489 amino acids.
GCAGAAUAGGACUGCUGAUCUAGGAUCAGGUCCCCCAUGUCCAUGUUAUCCGAUUCAUUGUGAUCUAAAAGGCAGAACGAAUCCCAGAUCAGCACUCCUACGCUUGAUACAUGGCCCUAGAGCAGAGCUGGUUGACAGAAUAACAGAACGUAACACAAACACACUUUUGUCUCUGGCAGAAGGAGGCAAUGAUUUCGCAGUCAGCAAGUAGCCAUGUGAAGAGUCACAAUACCCCCUGUUUCAACGAGCGAGUGCAAUGUCAAGAGUUGACCCAUAUUGGAGUGAAGAUACAGAACACUGAUGUAUUCCUUUCUCAGGGGAUAAUGAUGAUGAAUACACUUAUAAAUCCAGACAUACAGAAACCUGUCUAUUAUAUUAAUUCAAUGUGGCUGAUUUCUUCUUCACACUGACUGUGUGAUUUGAAUGACAACCAAUGCCCUUUACCCUCUGAUGAUUGUAUCAAUGAUUAAUCAAUCCAGCCAAUCAGUUCCAAUGUUUCUUUCCACUAUAAAACUAUGAACAUUCCCCACAUGCAGGUAGUCUUUUCUUCUUCUUGUAAAAACAGACAUAUUUGUCUUCUUCUUGUGAUUGAUUAGUCAACCUGAUUCAUCUUCGGUGCACGUGCCCUACUUUGGAACCGCCACUAGAGGCGACAAAAUUAACGUUCGUUUGCCUCGCUAACUUUAGAAGCAAGUUAUUGGAUUGUGAAAGUAACGUGAAAGACAGAAUGGCAGAGAAUUGUGAGAGAAUGGCAGAAUGGCAUAGAAAUAGUUCCCAAAUAAAUACGUUGGACAAUGAGAAACUUGUAAGACCAAAAGAGAAACUGCAUAUCUUAUUACAACAGGCAGGUGCAGACAAAGACAUUUUCACCUUGAAAGAGGUGAUAUUCUACCUGGGACAGUACAUCAUGAAGAAACAGCUUUAUGACAUGAAGCAGCAACACAUAGUGCACUGUGCUGAUGACCCACUGGGGGCUGUACUGGGAGUGGACAGCUUCUCUGUUAAAGAACCACGAGUCCUCUUCGCUAUGAUCACACAAAAUCUCCUCGCGGUGAAAAAUCAAGAAUCCCAAUCUGUCUUCACGGAACCCAGGAGCCAGAGUGAACCGGAUAGAGGGCCUAAGGACACAGACUCAGACUGUCAUUCAUCAUCUACCUCAGAACGCAGGAGAAGGAGGAGGAGUAGUGACCCUGAGGGGACAUCAUCGACACAAGAGGAGGACGGGUGUGAGCCCAGGAAGAGACCUAGGUCAGACAGCUUUUCUCUGACCUUUGAUGACAGCAUGUCCUGGUGUGUGAUUGGAGGCCUGAAACGAGACCGGAGGAGCAGCGAGUCUUCAAACUCCCACAGUAACACUGAAGUAGGUUCGUUGGUCAGUGACGUGUGUGACGAUGGUCUGAGCCAGGAUCUGGACUCUGAGUCUGAUAACUUCAGCGUGGAGUUUGAGGUGGAGUCCAUCGACUCGGAUGCCUACAGCGAUCCCGAAGAGGCUUCAGUGUCUGGAGAGGACGAGGUGUAUGAAGUCACCAUCUUUGAGGCAGAGGAGGAGGACUCGUUCGAUGACGACACUGAAAUCACGGAAGCGGACUACUGGAAGUGCUCAAAGUGUGAGGAGUUGAACCCUCCCCUCCCCCGUAACUGCAACCGCUGCUGGACGCGUAGAAUGGAUUGGUUUCCCGAGGCCGACAGCAACUCUGCUACCACCACCACCAUAGCCCCUAACCUCAAACCCUUUCCCCCCAAGCCUUCCCCAGCCCCGACAGAGCCCGACGAGACCGAAGGACUGGAUGUCCCAGACGGGAAGAGAGCCAGGUCGCCCCUUCCCCUCCUCAAAGACUCCCAGGAUUUGGUCUCUGGGCCCGAUUCCCAAGACUCGGCCUGCUCCUCCCAGCCCUCCACCUCUUCUUCGAACUCCAAUGGUGUAGGCUCAUGCUCGUCCUCUAGCGCCCCCUUCAGCCAAGAAGUGAUGGCACCAGACUUGGAGCGUUUCAACAGCCUGGAGGCUCACCUCCCCGCCAGCUGCCUGGAGCCCUGCGUCAUCUGUCAGACCAGGCCCAAGAACGGCUGCAUCGUACACGGACGCACCGGACACCUCAUGGCCUGUUACACCUGCGCCAGGAAACUGAAGAAGAGGAACAAGCUGUGUCCUGUCUGCAGGGAGCCUAUCCAGUCUGUCGUCUUAAUUUAUCUCAGCUGAGGACGGCUAUCGGCUAAGACUGUACAUUCCAAAUAGCAGUCUAUUCCCUAUGUAGUGCACUACUUUCAACCAUGGCCACAUAGGACUCUGGUCUAAAGUAGUGCACUACAUAGGGAAUAGGAUGUAACCCAAAGCUACACAGCUCCCUGAUCCUCAAAACAACUUAAAUCCUGAAUGAAUAAGUAAUAUGUUUUAAUUUGUUUAUUUGGAAGUGAUUUUAUUUAUUAACAGUUUGUUGACUAUCAAACAAGGAACCUGUUGAUGUGGGUUUGAUUUCUAGUGUUCAGUCAAAUAGCCUUAAUAGUUUUUCAAAUGGAUCAAAUUCUCUUAGCAGUCAUAUUCUUUAUUCAAUCAAAAAUAUAUUGAAUAUAUCUAGCAAAUUAACAGAUAUAUAUUUUGGUUUUUCUUUGUUUAUUUUCACCUUGUGUCUUCCCUCUAUUCUGCACAGAUGAUAAUGACAGUCUUUUAUAAUUGUAUCUAUAAUGAUAUGGGGUUUAAUAAGCUACGUGAACGUCUAAUGUCUCAAAGUUCACCAGUAGAAAGAGACAUUUGUUGUUGACUCGUCGACAAGAGAGCGAGUGGGUAGUAGUUGCUAGGGGGACGGCUUUUCAUUUAAAUCUUCAGGAAACAUGCCUCAACCUAUUAAAACCCAGGUUUUGAUUUGCUGUGAUUCUAGUUCUUUAAACCCUGUUUUUGUAGUUAAAUCUUCCCCCACCAGACAAGCCUCCAAUCUAGUACUUUUAGCCAUCAUGGCUUUCCCCUCCACAGUGGUCUUAGUGUUGGUUGUCAUGGCUUUCAUCUCCACAGUGAUCUUAGUGUUGGUUGUCAUGGCUUUCCCCUCCAGUGCUCUUAGUGUUGGUUGUCAUGGCUUUCAUCUCCACAGUGAUCUUAGUGUUGGUUGUCAUGGCUUUCCCCUCCAGUGCUCUUAGUGUUGGCUGUGAGAGAAGUAUUAAAGGUGUCCUGUUCUACUAGUGCUGAGGAAUCGCAGGAUUUGUUUUCCCAUAAGAAGGAUUUUAUAUCUUAUAUUAAAGACAUGUAUUUAUGGCAACGGUCAUCAAUUCUUAAAUCUUUGCAGAAUCAGUAACUGUCUAGUUCUCCCUGAAGAAAGUGUCUACUCUACUGCAGUAGGCGCUGCUGUUUUCUGCCUCCCCCUGCUGGUAAAAAGGUGCAAUUACAUUACACCUUCGUCCUGGAGAUCUACUGUCUUGUAGGGUCUGGUGAGGACAGGGAGGAGGAGAGACUACCUCCUGUAGGGUCUGUGGUGGGGACAGGGAGGAGGAGAGAGUACCUCCUGUAGGGUCUGGUGAGGAGAGAGUACCUCCUGUAGGGUCUGUGGUGAGGACAGGGAGGAGGAGAGACUACCUCCUGUAGGGUCUGUGGUGGGGACAGGGAGGAGGAGAGACUACCUCCUGUAGGGUCUGUGGUGGGGACAGGGAGGAGGAGAGUACCUCCUGUAGGGUCUGUGGUGAGGAGAGAGUACCUCCUGUAGGGUCUGUGGUGAGGACAGGGAGGAGGAGAGACUACCUCCUGUAGGGUCUGUGGUGGGGACAGGGAGGAGGAGAGAGUACCUCCUGUAGGGUCUGUGGUGGGGACAGGGAGGAGGAGAGAGUACCUCCUGUAGGGUCUGUGGUGAGGACAGUGAGGAGGAGAGACUACCUCCUGUAGGGUCUGUGGUGGGGACAGCGAGGAGGAGAGACUACCUCCUGUAGGGUCUGUGGUGGGGACAGGGAGGAGGAGAGAGUACCUCCUGUAGGGUCUGUGGUGGGGACAGCGAGGAGGAGAGACUACCUCCUGUAGGGUCUGUGGUGGGGACAGGGAGGAGGAGAGUACCUCCUGUAGGGUCUGUGGUGGGGACAGCGAGGAGGAGAGAGUACCUCCUGUAGGGUCUGUGGUGGGGACAGCGAGGAGGAGAGACUACCUCCUGUAGGGUCUGUGGUGGGGACAGGGAGGAGGAGAGACUACCUCCUGUAGGGUCUGUGGUGAGGACAGGGAGGAGGAGAGACUACCUCCUGUAGGGUCUGUGGUGAGGACAGCGAGGAGGAGAGACUGGUCAACUUUCUUUCUAAACAGGAUAUGUUGCUUUCUGUCCAGUCUACCAAUAUUGAUAUUGAUAUUGAAUGAGGCAGCACAAAUAGAUCUUGACACAUCAGGUCUUUGUUCAGUUAAAUUAUUGUUCUGAAGUACUUUCUUCGUUCUAGUUUAGAAAUUACAGGCUAUCCUGCUCUGUCCUCUCUAAAUGGGGCGGCAGCGUAGCCUAGUGGUUGCAAGUUCGAAUCCCCGAGCUGACAAGGUACAAAUCUGUCAUUCUUCCCCUGAAAAAGGCAGUUAACCCACUGUUCCUAGGCUGUUAUUGAAAAUAAGAAUUUGUUCUUAACUGACUUGCUUAAAUAAAAUAAAAAUGGAUCUGUGGUCGUUUACUCAUUUAAAUGAUGUAACAUUAUACCUUUGUGUAAAGGGUUAUUCCAUAAACAACGUGAUAUAUUACUGUGUCAAAAUGUCAACGUGUGACAUUAGGUCUACAUUUAAUUUCAUGUGUAAUUACAGGAAUAAAAGGGAAGAAACUUUGGCCAAA